CUGCGAGGAUGCAGGGUGGGAGCUGAGGUUAUUUAAAGAGGCUCAUCCAGUCAUCCAGAGAGACAUCACCGGGUCCUCAGCGUUGACUAACCCGCCUCUAGAUGCUCCUCGUCCCGCAGCGUGCGUCUGUCUGCGGCCGCUCGUCGUGCGUCAGUCCGGACUGAGGCCGAUCUGUCACAUCACAGCCAUCCGUCGACCAGACUCCCUCCACCGGCUUCUCUCUCAGGGACGACCCCGCUUAUCGUUUUCAUUUUUUUUCUGGGAUACGUGAGAAAUGGGUAAAGACUACUACAAAACACUGGGCAUCUCCAAAGGAGCCACGGAGGAGGACAUCAAGAAAGCCUACAGAAAACAGGCUCUGAAAUGGCAUCCGGACAAAAACAAGUCUGCAGCCGCCGAGGAGAAAUUCAAGGAGAUCGCUGAGGCUUAUGAAGUCCUGAGUGAUCCGAAGAAAAGGGAGAUUUAUGACCAGUAUGGAGAGGAAGGUCUUAAGGGAGGAAGUGGACCCACUGGUGAUGGACCAGGCAACACCUUCACCUACACCUUCCACGGGGAUCCUCACGCCACCUUCGCCACUUUCUUCGGUGGCUCAAACCCCUUCGAGAUGUUCUUCGGGCGUAAAGCCAAUGGGCGAGACGACGAGGACAUGGAGGUGGAUGGGAACGACCCCUUUGGCUCCUUCACCAGCUUCAACCUGAACGGCUUCCCCCGGGACGGCCACAUCGGGCAGCAGCGCCGGAAGCAGGACCCGGCCAUCGUCCACGAGCUGAGAGUCUCCCUGGAGGAGGUCUUCCAUGGCUGCACCAAGAGGAUGAAAAUCUCCCGCAAGAGGCUGAAUCCAGACGGCAGGACCAUGCGCAACGAGGACAAGAUUCUCACCAUCGAGAUCAAGCGGGGCUGGAAGGAGGGGACCAAGAUCACGUUCCCACGGGAGGGUGACGAGUCGCCGAACACCAUUCCUGCCGACAUUGUUUUUGUCAUCAAGGACAAGCCACACCCUCACUUUAGGCGGGAAGGUUCCAACAUUGUGUAUCCUGUUCGCGUGAGCUUACGACAGUCGCUGUGCGGAUGCUCGGUUACCGUGUCAACAAUAGACGGCAAGACGUGCAACAUGAAGAUCACAGACGUCGUCAAGCCCGGCUUGAGAAAGACUGUGGCUGGACAGGGCCUCCCCUUACCCAAAAACCCCGAGCAGAGAGGAGAUCUGGUGGUGGAGUUUGACGUGAACUUUCCAGAAACGUUGCCCGGCAACGCCAAGGACGUCUUGAAGCGGCAUUUACCUGCUUAGGACGAAGGACAGGGACAGAAUGAGGGGAGACAACCGCAUGACAGCACUCCCCUCGUUACCAAACAAACUCACAAGGACAGUUUGGACAGCUCACAGAUGGACCUCCUACUAACUAAUGAGCAGUUUCUAUUUUUGAGCUGGUUGGUGUUUUUAUAAAUACCGUGCAUGCUGCCGAGUCGAUACAGGCGACAGACUGACCGUUAAUAUCUGAAAGUACAUAUUUUAUGUACGUGGGUCUUUUUCACAAUCACUUUAUCUUUUUGUUUGAUGGAAGUGUUUGGCUGUGAAUGAAUCAACAGUUGCCAAAAAAAAAACAAAAAAAAAACUGCAGUGCCAAACCGUACAUUUUCGUGCUCUCAUUUUAGAUUGUAUCAGUUUGGAGGCUGUCUUAAAAAUCAGUGUACAAGUUAUUUAAGAGGAAAGAAGUGGUGGAGUGAAAUUAAGAAUCUUACAUGUGAAGAUACUGAACUUGAAUUUUAAAAUAAAUAUUUCCACAUGAA
Messenger RNA from Paralichthys olivaceus (Japanese flounder), 1788 nucleotides. It is a transcript of the gene dnajb4, whose product is annotated as DnaJ heat shock protein family (Hsp40) member B4. Gene Ontology annotation, cellular component: cytosol. Lineage: Eukaryota; Metazoa; Chordata; Actinopteri; Pleuronectiformes; Paralichthyidae. Gene Ontology annotation, biological process: negative regulation of transcription by RNA polymerase II. The record is from RefSeq and is a predicted model, not a curated record. Gene Ontology annotation, molecular function: protein-folding chaperone binding.